UUAGCAUGGCAAACAGUGUCUAGUUUUUUAGCUCUUCAUUUCUUCAACAUAGUCAAUACUAUGAACACUACUUCAGCUCAAAACCUCCUCAAAACCCUGUUGUCGAACCCAUCUGCGAUCAAAUCCAAGUCCCAGGCCACGCAGCUGCACGCCCUCAUCAUCAAAACCACAAGCGCGUCUUCUCCCUCUCUCGCCACCCUUCUUUCCAUCUACACUAACUUCAGCCUCUUACAAGAAUGUCUCUCGCUCUUCGACUCCCUCCCUUCUCCGCCGCCGCCCAAAGCCUGGAAAUCCAUCAUCAAAUGCUACUCUUCCAACGGCCUCUUCUCCCAAUCCUUGCGUUCUUUCGUCGAGAUGAGAGCUUCCGGCAAGUACCCGGACCGGAAUGUGUUCCCCUCUGUGCUUAAAGCGUGUACCCAUUUGCGGGAUUUGAGGCUCGGUGAGUCUGUUCAUGGGUAUGUUGUGAGGUGUGGGUUGGAUUGCGAUCUUUAUACUGCGAAUGCACUCAUGAAUAUGUAUGCCAAGUUGCAGGAAUUGGAUGAACCCAACAUGUUCGAUAAAAUUCCCCAAAGAAACCAAAUUGAUGCAUCUGAGAAUGCAUAUUUGGCUUACAACACUGCGUUUGAAUUGACUAGUGAUUCAAAGAGUAAUAUUGAUGGGGUGGUACAAGUCCCUGGUUUUUGUCAUACUAACCAAAAUGGAGAGGGGAGAAUAAAUAAAGCUUUGAAAGUGGAUAGUGUUAGGAAACUGUUCGAGGUGAUGCCAAAUAGGGAUAUUGUUACCUGGAACACAGUCAUUGGGGGUAAUGUACAGAAUAGGAUGUAUGAGGAAGCUCUAGAGAUGGUUAGGGAGAUGGGGAAUUCUGAUUUGAAGCCCAACAGUUUCACUUUGUCCAGUAUCCUUCCUAUCUUUGCUGAGCAUGUGGAUGUCUUGAAGGGAAAAGAAAUACACGGUUAUGCAAUUAGGCAUGGGUUUGAUAAAGAUGUGUUUAUUGGGAGUAGUUUGAUUGAUAUGUAUGCCAAUUGUACUCUGGUGGAAGAUGCAUACCGGGUUUUCUGUGAGUUAGCUGAAAAGGAUGAUGUUUCGUGGAAUUCAACCAUUGCAGGAUUUGUGCAAAAUGGUAUGUUUGAUGAAGGGCUGAAGUUGUUUAGGGAGAUGCUAGCUGCUAAUAAAGAACCUCUGCCGGUAUCUUUCUCUAGUAUAAUCCCAGCCUGUGCUAAUUUGACAACACUUCAUUUGGGAAAGCAACUCCAUGCAUACAUAAUUAGAACUGGUUUUGUUGAUAAUAUGUACAUAUCUAGCUCACUGGUGGAUAUGUAUGCAAAAUGUGGGAAGAUUAUGAUAGCGCGGUGGAUUUUUGAUAAGAUGGUGUUACGUGAUUCAGUCUCAUGGACAGCCAUGAUCAUGGGGUAUGCACUGCAUGGAUAUGCACGUGAAGCCAUCCUCUUAUUUGAGAAGAUGGAAAUGGAGGGAGUCAAGCCUAACUCUGUGGCCUAUGUAGCUGUUUUGACUGCUUGCAGCCAUGCUGGUUUAAUAGACGAGGGCUGGAAACAUUUUACAACUAUGAGACAAAAAUAUGGUAUAUCCCCAGGGCUUGAGCACUAUGCUGCUGUUGCAGACCUGUUUGGCCGAGCAGGGAGACUAGCGGAAGCGUAUGAAUUAAUCUCUAGCAUGCAUAUUAAACCAACAGGGAGUGUUUGGUCCACUUUGUUGUCAGCUUGCAGAGUUCACAAAAAUGUUGAACUUGCUGAAAAAGUUGCCAAUGAAAUAACUAAAGUUGAUCCCGAGAAUUUGGGUCCCUAUGUACUCUUGUCAAAUAUGUAUUCUGUUACUGGACGAUGGAAAGAUGCACUAAAACUUAGAAAAAAUAUGAAGAAGAAGGGAAUGAGAAAGACACCAGCUUGCAGCUGGGUUGAAGUUAAGAACAAAAUACAUGCUUUUGUCUCUGGAGACAAAUCUCAUCCACAAUAUAUUCAGAUAGAAAUGGCAUUGCAAGACAUUUUAGAACGGUUGAAAUUAGAAGGAUAUGUUCCUGAGACCAGUGAGGCAUUACAUGAUGUUGAUGAGGAGCAGAAGCAUGAUUUAUUUUUUGCUCACAGUGAACGGCUUGCAAUAGCAUUCGCAAUUAUUAACACACCCGCAGGGACAACAAUCCGGGUGACAAAGAAUCUUCGGGUAUGCGUGGACUGUCACACAGCAACUAAGUUCAUAUCCAAGGUUAUGGGGAGGGAGAUAAUUGUUAGAGACAACAAUAGAUAUCACCAUUUUAAAGACGGGGUAUGCUCAUGUGGAGAUUAUUGGUGAAACAAAUUGUCAAGUUACUUUUGAAACUGAGCAUGAAAGAGUUGUCAUGUAGCCAUGCAAUUGAGGAAACACAUAUCUACGGAGCUUCAAAGGGAAAUGAAAUGGAGGAACUCAGCAACUCAAGAAAGCUUGCACUACUCUUUUGCUGUGGAGACAUUUGCUAGAAGGAAUGGUUGCACUAAUGGCAUGUUUGGUUGGAUGUAGUUUAGGGGGAAUUGUAAU
Ipomoea triloba (trilobed morning glory) is the source of this 2526-nucleotide messenger RNA. RefSeq names its product putative pentatricopeptide repeat-containing protein At3g23330. Gene Ontology annotation, molecular function: RNA binding; zinc ion binding; protein binding. Lineage: Eukaryota; Viridiplantae; Streptophyta; Magnoliopsida; Solanales; Convolvulaceae. Gene Ontology annotation, biological process: RNA modification. The coding region runs from base 61 to 2304 and encodes 747 amino acids. The transcript is spliced from 2 exons. The record is from RefSeq and is a predicted model, not a curated record.